This is a messenger RNA of Cheilinus undulatus (humphead wrasse), 2032 nucleotides long. RefSeq lists its product as uncharacterized. The record is from RefSeq and is a predicted model, not a curated record. The coding region runs from base 103 to 1656 and encodes 517 amino acids. The transcript is spliced from 4 exons. Gene Ontology annotation, cellular component: nucleus. Lineage: Eukaryota; Metazoa; Chordata; Actinopteri; Labriformes; Labridae.
UUAGUCUCAUUUCAGAAGCAGAGGGAUCGUGGUGGUCCUGGUCCAGCAGCAGCAGUCUCAGUCCUCUGGUCCCGCCCGGGUCCCUGGUCUCCGGUGGUCGUGAUGGUGGAGGUGGUCGGCCUCCAGGCCCAGGUGGCCUCCAUCAUGGAGGAGGUGGCGAACUCUGCGGUCAGACAGAUCUGUCAGCUGGUGGAGGAGGGCUGGGCGGAGCUCCGGGAACACCUGGAGGAGCAGAGGGACCGGGCGGAGAGGGAGAAGGAGGUCCUGAGGGAGCGGGUCCGGGACCUGGAGCUGAGGAUGAGGAACGGAGAGCGAAGGAGAGGGAGGAGGAGCCAGCAGAUAACCUAUACAGCUCCUAAUGACCUCCAUCCUCUGGCGUCUACGGCUCCUCCUCCUCCUCCGGCUCCUCCUUUGGCCUCCCCUGAAGAUAAGCUCCUCCCUCUCCUGUCUAAGCAGGAGCAGGGUGGAGUGUUCCCCGUCGUGAAGCAGGAGAAGGAGGACAGAGAGGACUGUAACCUGGACCUGAAGGUGGAGGUGAACAUCAGGGCGGAGUGUGGCCUGUCUGCAGCCCUGGAGCCCGCUGAGGAGGCCCCCCCCACAGAGAUCACCCUAGACCCCAGCAUCACCUCCUCCAUGCCCCCCUCCUCCCCCACAGAUGCCUCCUUGGAUCUGACCUGCCGCUCUAGGGCUAAACGCAAACCUUCCAAACCUCUGAUCAGCGGGGGGGUUGGCGAGCUGGGGGGGCCCCUGACAGAGGGGCCCCAGACAGACGGGGCCCUGACGGAUGGGGACCUGACAGACGGGGCCCUGAGGGACCGGGCCAUGACGGACGGGGCCCUGAGGGACCGGGCCAUGACAGACGGGGCCCUGAGGGACCGGGCCAUGACAGACGGGGCCCUGAGGGACGGGGCCCUAAAGCCAGAGAUGCAGACAGAAGACACUGCUGAGGAGGAGCAACCGCCCUCUCAACUCUCAGGCCCCCAGGGGUCAGAUGGCGCUCUGGGUCUAGACCUAGCGUGGAUGCAGGAGCGGGUCAGCCAUCUUGGCGCGGCGUUUGCCGUGGCUCAGCUGGGUCUUAACUCUGAGGCAGGCCACGCCUCCUUUUCUACUCAAGGGGGGGCCGACAGUCUAGACACCCCCCCUACCAUGCUCUUCACAGGCAGCGCUCAUGAAAUGGCUGCCUUUGCCGCCAGCUUUGACAUGGCUGCUGCAGUGGUAGCUGCUCCUCCCCCUCCACCGCCUCCGCCCCCCCUCCCUUCAGCCCCCUCAGCCCCUCCCACCAGGAGGACAUACAGGACCUCCUCUGCAGCCAAAGAGCCGGCAGUGUGCGCCGUGUGUGGGCGGGUCUUUCCCAGUGGCGCCGCCCUUGAGCUGCAUCAGCGAGUGCACACAGGGGAGAGACCAUACACCUGCCCCCACUGUGGGAAGGGCUUCGCUCAGCCCAACAACCUGAGGGUCCACCUGCUCAUCCACACAGGUGAGCGCCGCUACCGCUGCUCGCUUUGCGGCAAAAGUUUCAUCUCCUCAAGUCACCUGAAGAGGCACCGCACCGUCCACACGCAGGAGAAACCGUACAGCUGCUCCCGCUGUGGACAAUCCUUCAGCCAGAUGUGCAGCGUCCGCCGCCACCGGCAGCAGUCCCAGUGUGGGCUGUAGGGGCGGGGCUUAGAAUAAUCAGACGUGUGAUUGUGGGAGUUCAAUGACCUUGUGUUUAGAGAAAACCAGCUGUGUGGUCAUGUGACAUCACGGCUGUUACAUGAUGUGUCACUGUGAGGGCGCACUCACACUUGGCCCCAGUGCCCCGCCUCCUCAGCUAAACACCAUCCUACACUCAUAGAACUGAUGGCGCAACGGCAUCUGGCCAACGGUCGUCAUCACACCAGAAUCUGUCUGAUGCAAAAUAAUAACUACAACUAAGCCAGAGUUUGAUUUAAAAAGUAACUAAAGCCAGAGUUUGAUUUAAAGAGUAACUAAAGCCAGGGUUUGAUUUAAAAGGUAACCAAAGCUAGAGUUUGAUUUAAAAAGUAACUAA